This is a messenger RNA of Ctenocephalides felis (cat flea), 2171 nucleotides long. RefSeq names its product cytochrome P450 4C1-like. The record is from RefSeq and is a predicted model, not a curated record. The coding region runs from base 396 to 1928 and encodes 510 amino acids. Gene Ontology annotation, molecular function: iron ion binding; heme binding; oxidoreductase activity, acting on paired donors, with incorporation or reduction of molecular oxygen. The transcript is spliced from 11 exons. Lineage: Eukaryota; Metazoa; Arthropoda; Insecta; Siphonaptera; Pulicidae.
UUCAACACGUGGUCGGGUCGAGUGCACGUGCACCGGGAUCGCUCGCGAGUAAACAAAAAUUGCGCAAGCCAUUAAACCGAUCCGAAUCGGAAUUACAUUAACCGAGUCGCCACGCCGAGUCGAACUACGGAAAGAGUUAAGUGAUUUUUAAUAUUUGUGUUAUUGUAUAUGGCACGGUUCCGACAAACCGGUUACUCGUGCAAGUGAAAUGUUAAACCGUACAGCCGAAGAUUUCCAACUGUCAAUACUGUUCGAAGACUCGAUGACAUGGCUCGUUGGUGAAAAUAGACGAGCGACCGAAAUUUUCGUGGACAGUGUACGCUAAUAAAGACGACUACUCAAGUGUUUGUGUUUGAACCGUUUAUUGUGAAGUGAGCGAUUUAAGAUCUGCGACAAUGGAUCUGGUUACGAUUUCUUUCGCCGCUUUGAUGAUCAUACUUUGUUUGUGUCUUCUACAUUUUCUCAUUGAAAAAAAAUGCAAUGCAGAGUCACUUAAAGAUAUUCCGGGGCCUAGAGCUUAUCCGAUCAUUGGAAACUUCUUAGACGUAUACGGAGAUCAAGCAAAGCUUUUCAGUUCGCUGAGAAAAUGGGCCAAGUUGUACCCGAAGAUAUACAAAACUCGAGUGAUGGCCAUUUCUAUAGUUUGUCUCCUGAGACCUGAAGACAUUGAGGUUCUGUUGUCUAGUAUGAGGCAUAUCAAGAAAAGUAAGACGUACGAUUUUCUGCAUCCUUGGCUACAAGACGGAUUACUUACCAGUUCAGGUAGCAAAUGGCAGUCCCGACGCAAAAUCCUGACGCCCGCCUUCCAUUCGACCGUCCUGCAGGAAUUCUGCGCCGUCUUCGGGGAACAAGGCAACGCGCUCGCCGAGCGUCUGGCCGACGAGUGCGACAGACAAGAAACGGACAUCUGCCCUUACGUUACCGAUUUCGCUUUGCAUUCAAUAUGUGAAACUGCAAUGGGCACGAAGCUGGAGAUAGCAAACGAUGUCUCUUGGCAGUACAAGAACGCAAUUUAUAGAAUGGGUGAGCUGCUGGUGCAUCGUCUCGUGAGGCCUUGGCUGAGACCCAUGUGCCUGUUCGCAUUGAGCCCCAGCGGCAUGGAACAAAGGCGCGUAGUCUCUACACUGCAUUCAUUUACCGGGGACGUAAUACGGAAGAGGAAAAUGGAUUUUAUAGGACAAACUCCGCAAUUGCCGGUUGUUCCCGCUCACAAAAGACGAUUGGCAAUGCUGGAUCUUCUCCUUUUGGCAGAACACGAAGGGGCAGAUAUUGAUGAAUUAGGCAUUCGCGAAGAAGUUGACACAUUCAUGUUUGAGGGACACGACACAGUAUCCAUGGCUAUAAUAUUUGCACUAUUCUGCCUUGCUAAUAAUCCCGAAUAUCAGGAUAAAGCUUAUCAAGAGCAAUGUCAAAUUUUUGGAAAUUCGGACAGAGUUCCCACGAUACCAGAUUUGAACGAAAUGCGUUUUCUUGAAAGGUGCAUCAAAGAAUCGCUGAGACUUUACCCGAGCGUUCCACUCAUAUCGAGAGCUCUUACAGAGCCACUUGUCCUCAAGGACCGUAUUAUACCAGCCGGUCAAAUAGUUCAUAUUCAUAUAUUUGACUUACAUCGUGACCCGGAUUUGUUUCCAGACCCGGAACGUUACGAUCCCGACAGGUUCCUACCCGAGGAGUGCGCGAAAAGGCAUCCCUUUGCUUAUAUCCCUUUCAGCGCAGGUCCGCGCAACUGCAUAGGUCAGAGAUUCGCCUUGUAUGAAGACAAGUCUGUGAUAUCAACGGUCUUAAGAAAAUAUAAGUUAGAAGCCAUCACAAAGCCGAAUGAAGUCAUAUUCAAUGCCGACCUGGUCCUGCGUCCGAAAUAUCCGAUUAAAAUCCGAUUUAGGCAUAGAUCCGCCAAUCACACAAAAAGGAAUGAAAUGAAUAGAUGAUUCAAAAUAAAUGAGCGUAUGACAUCUAAUAAGGCAUGUCAAAAAAUAGCAAUGUAAAUUCCAAAUUUUCAGUUCUCUUUAAUAAAACUAAAAUGUGAUGUAAUUAGGGAUAAAGUAAAUUUCCGGUGGGUUGUACAAAAUGUACAAAACUAUGAAACCAUAUAUCAUGGGUCGCAACAGGGAAAUCUAUAGGGUAAGCCAAGUCGAAUUCUUUUAAUGAUUUAUGGCAAAUUUUGUAUUGAU